AUGCGCUUCAUUCGCAAAGUUAAACCAGCCUGUUUGGAGUGUGAAAAAGAAUGCAAUGAGUUGAUUGAUGACAUAGCAUUAAAAACAACUUUCAAAUCACUUUUUCAAUUAACUUACCAUGUGCUUGCGAUUGCAUUUGUUGGAGCGAAUUUAAAAGCGGCGAAUGAGGCGGCCCGACAACAUCAAGCAGCUUAUCAUCAUCAUCUAUAUGGUGAUUAUUAUGGUGUUGAUUCAAAAGAUGAUUAUGGUGAUGUUGACGUGUAUCAAGUCCCAACGGGCCUCGUGAUGAGCUGUAUGUUUGACUGGGUGUCAACUUGUCACCAUCCGAUGAACGUUGCGAUGACAUCAAUGAGUUUCGACUUGAAUUGUGAAACGAAGGACUUGUUAAAAUUAGAUAUUUGUCUUUGA
Messenger RNA from Clunio marinus, 408 nucleotides. NCBI's taxonomy places the organism in Eukaryota, Metazoa, Arthropoda, Insecta, Diptera, Chironomidae. The record is from the annotation of a GenBank genome assembly.